CAAAAAUUCGUUAGGUCUACCCCAUUUCCCCGUCGUCGCACUGUGUGUGUGUCUGUGUGUGCGUGCUCUCUUCGUUGUGCUAGAAGCCAUAAAGAUGUGACCAAGUAAAAAAAAAAAAAAAAGUAAAUAAAAAGAAGAAAAAUUGAAGAUAUGAUGGAUUCUUCUCAUAGCGGGAAGAAAGACAAACCUGGAGGAGGGGAGGACGGCGGUCAUCAGCGGGCGAUAAUGCCGAAGCCGGAGGCAGCGGCGAUGGGGUUGGCGGCGGUGCCGAAAGCUGAGCCGAUGGAGGUGAUGGGAACGAACAUUCAGAUGAUGCGGGGGGCUGGGGCUGGGGCUGGGGCUGGGGCGGCAGCGGGGAGGACGAAGGACAGGCACACGAAGGUGGAGGGGAGGGGGCGGAGGAUACGGAUGCCGGCGGCGUGCGCGGCGCGGAUAUUCCAGCUGACGCGGGAGCUGGGGCACAAGUCGGACGGGGAGACCAUCCGCUGGCUGCUCCACCACGCCGAGCCCGCCAUCGUCGCCGCCACCGGCACCGGCACCGUCCCCGCCAUCGCCACCACCUCCGUCGACGGCGCCCUCAAGUUCCCCACCCACGCCCCCUCCCCCUCCCCCUCCCCUUCCUCCUCCGCCGCCGGGGACAAGAGGAGGAAGCUGCAGCCAUCUAGGGUUUCCGGGAUCGGCGCCGCCGCGGGGUACUACACGAUACACGACCCGCUCCUCCCGGGCGGAGGAGCGAUAUCGAUCUCCGCGGGGCUCGCGCCCAUCCUCGCCGGCGCCGGCGCGGGGUGGGUGAUCCCGCCGGGCGCCCUGUGGAUGAUCCCGCCGCCGCACGCCGUCGCCGCCGCCGCCGCCGCCGCCGCGGCCCCUGGGCCGUCGACCCUGUGGGCGCUGCCCCCGGGCUCGCAGAUCGUAAACUUCGCGGCGGCGGAGCCCAAAUCGCCCAAAUCGCCCAAGCAGCAGCAGCAGCAGCAGCAGCAGCAGCGGGAGCUCCAGCUAAUGGCGGAGCCCGCAAAGGAUCGUCGCAAGGGAGAAGAUGAGGAGGAGAAAGAGGAGGAGGAGGAGGAGGAGGAAGAGGAAGAGAGCGGGGCCGAAGAGUAGGUAUGGCUUCGUCUCCUCCUCCCCGAUCGUUUUCCUAUUCUCGUUCGUUUUUAACAUUAUUAAUAUUUCUUUUUUAAAAUUUUAAGGUAGAUAUAUUAUUAGGCUUGGGGAUAUUUCAUGUGCGUUUUCCACGUAACAUUUUUAGAGUUAACUUGGCUAGUUUUCUUCCAAGUAGAGUUGUUGUUCUUCAUCGAUGAAAUGAAAUCUCGCCAUUGUUAUCCGGUCCUA
Ananas comosus (pineapple) is the source of this 1326-nucleotide messenger RNA. Its product is annotated as transcription factor PCF2-like. Bases 151 to 1098 code for a protein of 315 amino acids. Gene Ontology annotation, cellular component: nucleus. The record is from RefSeq and is a predicted model, not a curated record. Lineage: Eukaryota; Viridiplantae; Streptophyta; Magnoliopsida; Poales; Bromeliaceae. The transcript has a single exon. Gene Ontology annotation, molecular function: sequence-specific DNA binding; DNA-binding transcription factor activity.